AUGUCGGGGGGCGGCAGGCCGCCGGCUGCGCAGAAAAUCCUGCAGUCGCUGCGCCCGCCCCCGGUGUUCUCCACGCCGUCGCGGCCUCCCUUCGCCUCACCCGAUGACUACCACCGCUUUCAUGCGCCGACUACCCCUUCUGCCACCGGCUCCGGCGGCAUCGGCGCCGGUGGUGUUGGCGGCGAUAUUGAUGAGGGGCUUGUUAUCCGGACGCAGCUAAAAAGAAAAGCCACACGUGAAGAAAAUAAUGCGGCUGAGUCGAGUGACUGUAUGAUUGUCACCACUGGAGUUACUGGCAAUCCGCUACUCACCCCAGUGUCCGGAAAAGCUGUUAAGAAUUCUAAAUCAAAGACUAAGAACAAUAAAGCUGGGCCUCAGACACCUACGCCAAAUGUUGGCUCACCACUCAAUCCAUCAACUCCUGCUGGUACUUGCCGCUAUGACAGUUCGUUAGGACUUCUGACAAAGAAGUUCAUCAAUUUGCUGAAGCAAGCUGAGGAUGGCAUUCUAGAUUUGAAUAAUGCUGCAGAAACACUAGAGGUUCAAAAGCGACGCAUAUAUGACAUCACAAAUGUCCUCGAAGGAAUUGGUCUUAUAGAAAAGACACUUAAAAACAGAAUUCGUUGGAAGGGCUUGGAUGAUUCAGGAGUGGAAUUAGAUGAUGGCCUUUCAGGUUUGCAGACAGAAGUUGAAAAUCUUAAUUUGCAGGAGCAAGCCUUAGAUGAGCGUAUAAGUGAUAUGCGCGAAAAGCUAAGGGGGUUAACGGAAGAUGAGAACAGUCAAAGAUGGCUCUAUGUGACGGAAGAUGAUAUCAAGGGAUUACCCUGCUUUCAGAAUGAAACUCUAAUUGCAAUAAAAGCUCCUCAUGGUACUACACUUGAAGUACCAGAUCCUGACGAGGCUGGUGAUUAUCUCCAGAGGAGAUACAGAAUCGUAUUAAGAAGUACCCUGGGUCCAAUAGAUGUUUACUUAGUUAGUCAAUUUGACGAUGGAUUUGAGAAUUUGGGUGGUGCUGCAACACCUCCAAGGCAUACAAAUGUCCCAAAAUCUGGACCUUGUGAAGACUUACAUGCAACAAACGCUACACAAAGCAGCAAAUCAAUCAAUGUGGAAUAUAAUAUUCAGCACAGGCAGAAUACUCCACAAGAUCCUAGUUCUUCAAAUGAUUAUGGAGGGAUGACAAGGAUAAUCCCGUCAGAUGUUAAUACUGAUGCUGAUUACUGGCUCCUAACAGAGGGUGACGUUAGUAUUACUGACAUGUGGGAAACAGCACCAGAAGUGCAGUGGGACACCGCUGUGUUUUUACCCGAAGAUGUUAGCACCCCACAUGCACAUCAUAGACCGCGGAUGCAGGUUCCAAGCAUGGAUCAACCAUAA
This is a messenger RNA of Triticum turgidum subsp. durum (durum wheat), 1377 nucleotides long. NCBI's taxonomy places the organism in Eukaryota, Viridiplantae, Streptophyta, Magnoliopsida, Poales, Poaceae. The record is from the annotation of a GenBank genome assembly.